AUGAUGGUUCGUAAAAGACCUGGUGGUGUAAUUGAUUUGUCAGACUCUGGUGAUUCAGACAUUGGUGGCUCUGAAGAUAAUGAUGUUUCCAGUGACACCUCAAGUUUUGAUCGCCAGCUCUAUGAGAAGUGCCUAAAAGAUUAUAAGAAGAUUAAGGUUUUGAAGAAAAGGUUACAGAUGGCUAUGAGACAUAAGUCAAAGAAGAAGAAAAUUGAAAAGAAGACUAAGGAUGGCUUCACUAGGUUUUCUGCCACGGCUUUUAUGAAUGUGAUAUCUGCUCUGUCCCCUGAGAAGAAGGCUAUCAUUGAGAGUUAUGGUUUUGGAUCUUUGUUGAAGUUCAACAAGUGUUUCGUGCCGAAUAAGUUUGCUAACUGGGUUGCACGUCUAGUUGAUUCGAAAUCUGGUGACAUUAUUCGUGAUGGAAAGGUUAUUUCUCUUACUGAAGAAUCUGUUCAUUUGGUUCUUGAUCUCCCGAAAGGAAGCAGGUGUUUCCCAUCUGAUUCAAGUGCUGGUAGAGAUGUUGUCUUAUCAAAGUUUGGAAAGGAUAGGAUACCUCCUGUUUCAUUUUUUGCUGACAAGUUAAUCAAUAAGGAUGAUUUACCAGAUGAGGAUAUGUUCAUUUGCUUCAUGAUAGUUGCUUUGAGUAGCUUUUUAUGUCCGAAUACCAAUACUGUUCCAAGUCCCAAGUAUUUUGGUGUUUUUGAAGAUAUUGAUCAGAUCAAGGAAUAUAAUUGGUGCGGUUUUGUGUUGGAUUGGUUGCUGGAGCAUAUAAAGGCAUUCACUAGAGGGAAGAAUAAGAAAUCAAAACGUUGUCAAGGUCUUGGUGGUUGCUUAUAUUACCUUGUGGUUGUUUACUUAGAUCACAUUGAUUUCCGCCAGCGUCAAGUUCCAGACUGUAUUCCUCGAAUUUCAGUUUGGAAAGAAGAUAUGAUUCAGUUUUAUGCUAAUCUUGAUGUGAAAUCUCCUGGUGUCUAUGGUUAUAGACCCUUGCUUGAGUUUGAGAAAACUUGCUACUACAAGUGUGUUUGUCUUAGACCAGUAACCUGUGCCGAUGACCUUGAUGUUGAAUUUUGUAAUAAGAUGGAAAGUGUUUCUGGUUGUCAGCUUCCUUUGAGUUUGAAGCUUGAAAUAUCAAGGUUGAUUGAUGAGCAUUGCUUUAAUUCUGGUAUGUCGUUGUCGAUGGAUGUGACUUCUCUUGGGAAUGUUUCAAAGGAAUUUCAAGAUAUGUUUGCAAAGAUGAUGCAUCACAUAUGUAGAAUUGAUGCUAGAUCAAAGGAUUUGGUCGUUGAUAUUAUGCAAGCUAUUUCUAAGACUGUUCCUGAUGACAAUGAUGAAAUUGGUUCUGAUGUUGAUCGAAAUGAAGAUAAUGUAUCUCCUGUUUUAUCUGAGCGAGAAGAAGCUAAUGUUGUUGCUGCUGAGGAUACCUCCCCUGUUAUUUGUACUGGUUCGAGGCCUUUUCUUGAAACCGUUAAGCACCAGACCAAGAAAUCAGAGGCUAUGCAUAAUUCUAAUUUGGAAAAUAUGAGGAUGAGCACACAAACUCCUUGUUUCUCUUUUGGCAAGACUCAUGGUUUUCCUGCUGAUUUAUCUGUUAAUCCUGAAAGUUUGGCCAAUCGUUCUGAUUUUAAAGUCAGGGAUUCUUCAACUGGUGGGAAAGUUCCUCUUCAUGGCCCUAGAAGAAUGGUUUGUCCAAAUAGAGUUCUUAUUAAUGAUUUCAUUGGCAAUGAAGAUAAGUUCAAACCUUCUCCGUCUGAAUUAGCAAAUUACAAAGCUAUCUGUGCCUUGGCCAGUUCUCGUUCUAGCAAUUUGGAUGCUUUGUACUUUGGAGGUGUUCGUUGCACCUACUGGUCCUUAGGUGAAUCUAUGAAGCUUGGUGGUACAGUCAACAAUUAUGUAGUUGCUGCAUUUUGUUAUCAUUUGUUUUGCCGCCCAGAUGGUCAUCCAGACAUAUCUAAGCGUCAUUACUUCUUUCCGAAUAUUUCAGAUAACCUGCUAAAAGAUCAUGAUGAAGUUUUUGGGCAUGUUAUGAUGAAAGCUUUUGAGCGUUCUGCGAAGUCAAGGCCCCUUUUUAAGUCUGAUGUGUUGUAUUUUCCAACUUUCUAUGAGGAUCAUUGGUUUGUAUUCGUCGUUGAUAUCAAGGAUAAUAAGUUUGUUUUUCUUGAUUCUUUGUAUACUGAGGUCCAUGCUUACCAUGAAUAUGUUAGAGGAAAGAUGAUCCCUGAAUUUACAUACUGGUGGGACAAGCUUGUGAAGCGUGAUAUGAAGUUCAAAGACUAUGGUGUCAAAUAUCCUGUUGUGCCCAAGCAGUCUCCAUAUGAUAAUUUUGAUUCAGGAAUUUACAUUAUGAUGUUUCUUGAGUAUUGGACUUCGCCUCGUUCUUCUCUGUGUUCUUUAUUCAGUAGUGACGACAUUCCAAAUAUAAGAGUCAAGUUAGCAAAUGAAAUGUUUUUCAACCCAAGGAACGCUAGGAACAAGAAUCCAGUGAUCACUUUUGAUCAUGAUGAGGAUGGUGGUUAUGAGUAG
This is a messenger RNA of Miscanthus lutarioriparius, 2523 nucleotides long. NCBI's taxonomy places the organism in Eukaryota, Viridiplantae, Streptophyta, Magnoliopsida, Poales, Poaceae. The record is from the annotation of a GenBank genome assembly.